AUGCCCAGCCAUUUCCUCGAAGGCAAAAAAAUCAUCGUCUCUGGCGCAGGAUUCGCCGGUCUAUCCUUCAUCAUUGCCCUCCGCCAAAAUUGGAAUCCCGCCUUCAAACCACCCCAAAUCACAAUCUACGAACGUGAAGGCCGUCACCUCCCCCGCAGCAGACAAGGAUACUCCCUCUCCCUCCAUGGCUUCGACGAGGAUGGUGGCCUCGUGGCAGCUCGGGACAUUGGGGUCCUCGACGACAUGAUGAAGCACGCUGUUUCUGGGACAGACAGUAUUGGAGGGUUUCGUAUAUGGUCUAGUAGCUGGGCUCAAAUGCUCUCCGUACGCUUCGACCCCUACAAAGAUUUGCCAACGUCAGGAAUGCGUAUUAUUCGAAAUGACAUGAGGGAGGUGUGUGUCUCUGCUGCAGAGAAAUUAUACCCCAUUACGUGGAAUACAAUGGUUACUUCGGCCGAGAAACUGCCCAAUGGACGAAUUCGCACUCAUGUCCGCCCAUCUGAGUCUGGCAGGGAAGCCGACUCAUUCACAGAUGACUGCGACUUGCUCAUCGCUGCAGACGGGGCACACAGCAAGAUCCGCGCUUCCUUCAGACCAGGCGAUAAUCUAGAGUACGCAGGAGCCGUUCAAAUGGGCGGUGUGGCCAGAUUCCCCAACGGUCUUCCGGAGCUCGUCACCAAGAACUGGGGCAUGGUCAUCUCCGGUGAGGGAGUAGGAUGCUUCGUGUCGCCUGUUGAUGCAACUGGCGUGGUAUGGGCACUCAGCUUCCUUGAGCCGCAAAGCACGAAAAAAUAUGACACGGAGUCAACCAAAGAUUUUGAGGCUUUCAAGGAUGAGGCCCUGACACGCGGGCACAUGAUUCAGGAGCCGUUCCAGACAAUCGUCCAUGCCACCGAACAACAUUCAUUAUUCAGAUUCCCCGCCCGGGACAAAAAGCCCUUUCCCCAUGCUGGAGACGAAAACUUAAAGGGCGUCGUGUUCCUAGGCGAUACGAAUCACGCCGUGAGUCCGUUUGCUGGUAACGGAGCAAACAUGGCCUUGAAGGAUGGCGUUGACCUCGCCCGUCAGCUUUGCAACAGUCAGUCCAUGGAAGAGGCGCUGGAGGCGUAUGAUAAGCUGGCUUUGCCGAGGGCAGAAAAGACACUCAAGCAGUCGCACCAGAGGAUUGCUCAUGCUCAUUGUACGGGAUGGUAUUACUAUGCGAUGAGGGGGAUGCUCCUCGCUGGAAGCACCGCCAUGUUUUUGAUGGGGCGGGUGUGA
Messenger RNA from Pochonia chlamydosporia 170, 1260 nucleotides. RefSeq names its product monooxygenase. The coding region runs from base 1 to 1260 and encodes 419 amino acids. Lineage: Eukaryota; Fungi; Ascomycota; Sordariomycetes; Hypocreales; Clavicipitaceae. Gene Ontology annotation, molecular function: FAD binding. The transcript has a single exon. The record is from RefSeq and is a predicted model, not a curated record.